Molecule: messenger RNA, 2164 nt
Organism: Nylanderia fulva
Lineage: Eukaryota; Metazoa; Arthropoda; Insecta; Hymenoptera; Formicidae
Gene: Cdk7
Product: Cyclin-dependent kinase 7
Biological process (GO): positive regulation of transcription by RNA polymerase II; protein phosphorylation
Cellular component (GO): cytoplasm; transcription factor TFIIK complex; nucleus
Molecular function (GO): RNA polymerase II CTD heptapeptide repeat kinase activity; cyclin-dependent protein serine/threonine kinase activity; ATP binding
Source: RefSeq, a predicted model, not a curated record
GAUUUUCGAACACAACCUUUUUAUGGUUCUUCAUCCUUCAUGCCUUCGUGUACUAAAAUCUGUAAAUACAUCGAGGAAAGUGAAAUAUUGUGGUGUGUUACAACGAAUGCAUUAUUUAGAAAUUAUUUGUAAAAAAAACAUUCUCAUAUAUGGAUCAACUUCUUGCAAUAAUGGAAAAAGUGCGGAGAUACGAGAAAAUCGACUUUUUGGGCGAAGGACAGUUUGCCACUGUUUACAAAGCAAAGGAUGUAAAAACAAAUAAAAUAGUGGCUGUAAAAAAGAUCAAAGUCGGAAGUCGCGCAGAAGCCAAAGAUGGCAUAAACAGAACUGCUCUGCGAGAAAUUAAACUACUGCAAGAAUUAAAACAUGACAAUAUCAUUGGCUUAUUGGAUGUUUUUGGUCAUAAAUCAAAUGUGUCAUUAGUAUUUGAUUUUAUGGACACUGAUCUGGAAGUGAUAAUAAAGGACAGCAAUAUAGUCUUAACUGCAGCAAAUAUCAAAGCAUACAUGAAAACGCUGCAAGGCUUAGAUUAUCUUCAUUUUAAUUGGAUACUUCAUAGAGAUUUAAAGCCAAAUAAUUUGCUAGUGAAUUCAGAAGGUGUCCUCAAAAUUGGAGAUUUUGGCUUAGCAAAAUUUUUUGGAUCACCUAAUCGUAUAAAUACUCAUCAAGUUGUCACAAGAUGGUAUAGAGCACCAGAAUUACUUUAUGGUGCUAGACUUUAUGGAACUGGAAUUGAUAUGUGGGCAAUAGGUUGUAUAUUAGCUGAACUUUUACUGCGAGUACCAUUUUUGCCUGGUGAAUCUGAUUUGGAUCAGCUUACUAGGAUAUUUCAGACACUGGGUACUCCAACAGAUGAAACAUGGCCAGGAAUGAAAGAAUUGCCAGAUUUCAUUCAAUUUAAACCGUUUCCUGGAACACCAUUGAAGCAUAUAUUCACCGCUGCUGGUGAUGAUCUUUUGGAUUUAAUUGCUAGUUUCUUGAACGUGAAUCCAUUGGAAAGAUGUACAUGCGAUCAGGCACUACAGAUGCCAUAUUUCAGUAACAAACCUGCACCUACACCUGGAUCUAAAUUGCCUCUACCUACUACCAUUAAACGUCAACGUGAAGAAAGACCUAGUUUGAAAAGAAAACUGCUCGAGUCAAUAGAAGGUGCCUCUUUAGCUAAGAGAUUACAAUUUUAACCGAUUGAUAUUACAAAUGGCUAAAUCAAGAAAUCAUUCACAAGGUACAAGAAAUCUCAGAAGAUUAGAAAAACAGAAGUUUGUGAUACUGCAUAUGCAAGUAUUAUAUUACAUUGCAGCAGAUAUAAAAGUAUUAUAUUAUAAUUUUUCUUCAAUAAUUUCUGUACGUACACGUGAAAUAAACAAUAUGUGCUUAGAAAUAUUUACAAAUAUUCGAUAUAGUUUGGGACUUAUAUAAAACUUACAAAGUUUGAUAAGAAACUAAUAAAAUUCUAAUGUGAGUAUUGAAGAAAUCUCUUUUCUGAGUAGAUCACAGUAAGUUUGGACAAUUAAUAAAUGGUUGAUAAAAACAAAUUAAUUUAAAAAAAGGAAUAGGAAGAGUUGCAUACAGGUAGCAAUAAUAACAUGCACGUUGAAAUAUACAACGUUUUACACUGCAUAAUACUUUAUUACUUUAAAAAUGAGUAAGAAACGCUUGAUGCUUGAACGAUUUUAUAAACUGUGAAACAUCCAAUUUAAAGUUUACAAGAAGCGACUAGCUAAAAUCACAAACUAGUAGUAUAAUAUUAAUCUCGAGUAAAUUUUUUUUUAAGCUAAAGUCGUCAUCACAGAGUAAGUACAGAUGCUCUGAGGAUAUUUCAAUUCACUGAUGUGUGAUCAUAUUGUAUUUAUUAGCUUUUCGAAGAUAAAAGAAAAGAAGAAAACGAAUUAAAUUACAAAAACUUUAUCGCGAAACAUAUAUUUCACGAAUUAAUAAGUUUUGAAUGAAAAAAACCUUUAAUGUUCGUUCUGUUAUCAUUUUAUAAAUAAUGUUCACACUUGAUUGUACUGCAUUGAAAAUACCUCCAACUAUUGUCAGUGUAUAUCCAUGUUCGAUAUACAUGUAUAUUAUGUAUUCAAUAUAUAUGUAAUAUAUGUACAUACAUCUAACUGUAAAUCAAUACUGUUGUACUACAACAAAAAUACAAUUUCGUACAAGAUUA